This is a messenger RNA of Capsella rubella, 882 nucleotides long. Its product is annotated as DNA repair RAD52-like protein 2, chloroplastic. Gene Ontology annotation, biological process: double-strand break repair via homologous recombination. Gene Ontology annotation, molecular function: DNA binding. The transcript is spliced from 3 exons. The record is from RefSeq and is a predicted model, not a curated record. Bases 93 to 698 code for a protein of 201 amino acids. NCBI's taxonomy places the organism in Eukaryota, Viridiplantae, Streptophyta, Magnoliopsida, Brassicales, Brassicaceae.
UACUAAAUGCACGUCAUGUAGCUCUCUCACAGUUCACCUCCACUCUCUCUUUCCCCCAACUCUCACAAUUUUCCUCCUCCGACACAAAAUCAAUGGCUUUGCAAAUGCACCAAACCUCCACAGCCUUCACAAUCCACUCACCAUCCACCACCGAUACACUCUCCCCGUUCAGAACCGUAUCCAUUAAUAAUAACCGGUUAACGACUAACCGGGGAAUCAGAUGCAGCGGCGGUGGAGUCGGAGACGCCGGGAAGAAAAAAGCAGUACCUAAUUCCAACUAUGUAGUUCCUAUGGAUAAAUUCUCAUCUUCCUCUUCGAUUACUCGGCCUUUGAUUGAGAUACUUCGUGACCUUAACAAGAAAAUUCCUGAUAAUAUUGUUAAGAGCCAUGAUUCUUCUUCUACUGCUGCUUCUUCUGGCUUUAUCCCUUGGUAUCAUGCAAAUAGGAUGCUUAGCUUCUAUGCUCCUGGUUGGUGUGGUGAAGUUAGAGAUGUUAUUUUCUCUGAGAAUGGUAAUGUUACUGUUGUUUAUCGUCUCACUAUUCGUGGCUCUGAUGGUGAGGCACAUCGAGAAUCAACUGGGACGAUAACAACAACUGAUGAUCACGUUGAGGAUCCAGUUACUGCAGCUGAGGAAAUAGCAUUCUGCAGAGCAUGUGCUCGAUUUGGUCUCGGCUUAUAUCUGUACCAUGAAGAGUAGGCCAAUCAUUUUAAGUGCGCGAAUCAGUGUUCAGUGACGCCUCAUUGUGUUUUCUUUUCUUUUUUGACAUUCUUGUGUAAUCUAGAGUAUCAAAAUAUGCAAUCGGCAAGAGUUUUUAUGUAUUACCAGACGCUUCCUGUUAUAUAUACAUUACUUUAAAUAAAUAACUUUUAUGUUUUGUGUA